AUGUCGGCGUCGGGAACGCCGCCGCGGCGCAUCGUGGUUGCGAUCGACGACUCGACGGGCAGCACCGAGGCGCUCCAAUGGGCACUCGAUAACAUGCAGCUGCAACCCGGUUCGUGCCAGGGGGGUGGGUGUCAGGCGGGUGGGUGUCAGGCGAAUGGGUGUUGGGCGAAUGUUGGUCAGGGGAACGCAGUUCAGGGGAAUGGGGGUCAGGGGAAUGUGGGGUUCAAACGCGUGGGCGUCAGAUGCUGUCAUUCCGUUCUUUCUACAAUUCUCAAAACUCGCUCGCAAUUUUCCUCCUCUGCUGCUGCUGCCCGCCCUCCCCCUUGUGCAGGUCGCGACACCAUCGUUCUCGUCAACACCCAAUCCUACUCAGCAGCCCCUACUUCCCGGCCAGGCUUCCACGUGUCCCAGGGGGAGAUCCAGGCGGACACGCAGAGGAAGAAGGACGUCGGGUACAAGCUGCUGGAGAAGUACAAGGCGCAGUGCGAGGCGCGGCAGCUGCUGUGCGAGACGCGUGUCAUGAUCGGCGAUGCCAGGCUGUCGAUAUCCGAGGCAGCGGAGCAGGCCAAGGCGGAUGCCGUGGUGGUGGGGAGCCGUGGGCAUGGGGCUCUUAAGAGGCUGGUGCUGGGCAGUGUGAGUGAGUACUGUGCGCACCACUGCCCCAUGCCGGUGGUCAUAGUGCGACCCAACAAGAUAGGCCAGCCCGACCCUGCCGUGCCCAUGGACUGA
This is a messenger RNA of Closterium sp. NIES-65, 729 nucleotides long. The record is from the annotation of a GenBank genome assembly. NCBI's taxonomy places the organism in Eukaryota, Viridiplantae, Streptophyta, Zygnematophyceae, Desmidiales, Closteriaceae.